Messenger RNA from Plasmodium gallinaceum, 1719 nucleotides. Its product is annotated as conserved Plasmodium protein, unknown function. The transcript is spliced from 2 exons. Lineage: Eukaryota; Apicomplexa; Aconoidasida; Haemosporida; Plasmodiidae. Bases 1 to 1719 code for a protein of 572 amino acids. The record is from RefSeq and is a predicted model, not a curated record.
AUGUAUAAAAAUACUGAGGAAAAAAAUACUUACUUUAAUGAGUUCAAUCUAAAAAGUAAUGUUUGUUGCGAUUUUAUUUCAAGUAGCACAUUUGGAGGAGAUCAGAUUAGUAAACUAAAAAAUAAAUUAUUUAAUUGCAACAAUAGUGAAUUAAUUGAUAUAAAUAAUUCAAAAGAUAAUGGAUAUAAUGAUAUAGAAAAUAAUAAUAAUAAUAACAACGAAUUAUUACAUUUAUUAGAUAACAUAAAUUAUUUAAAUGCAAAUUUAUAUUAUAAUAAAAAUAAACUACAAAAUAAAAAAAAUAUUACAUCUUUUGAAGAUAAGAGUAGUUUGAGUCAGCAUGAUUAUUUAAAUAUUAAAAAAAGUAAAUUAAUUAAUAAUUUAAACUUUUUUAUGCGUGUAUGUUGUAAUAAAAAAUCAUAUAUAAAAUUUAUAAAUCAUUAUUUCAAUAUAAUUUAUAGUAAUAAUAUUAAUAUAUUAUUUCAAUAUGAAUGUAUAUUGCAAAAAUUUGAAGAAAAUAAUGAAAACUUAACUGAAAAUGAUUAUUAUAAUGCAUAUAUUAAUUUAAAUAAAAUUCCUUUACAUAUUAAUGAAAAUGUUAUAAUUCAUGGAAAAAAUAUAGACAUAAAUAAUAAACAGGAGAAUAUAAGAAAUAAUAAUCUUUUUGAAAAUAAUAUAAUAAGUUUUUUAAAUGUAUAUGAUAAUUUAACUGUUAAUUUUUUUAAUCACAUAUUUAACAAAAUGAAUAAUGAUAGUAAUAUGCAAAGUUCCCACUUUGAUAACAUAAUUAAUAAUUUUUUACAUAAAAAAAAUUUAUUAAAAGAAAAUAUUUUUAACAUACUUUUAAAUAUAAGUAAAUCUUACGAAAUCAAAUAUAGUGAUGUUAUUAGUGAUAUUAAAAAUGAAGAAUAUUUAAAGGAUGGAAAUGAAAAAAAAAUUUUAGAAAUCCUAAAAAAUAAAAUAGAUAGAGAAGCAAAUAAAUUAAAUAAAAUAAAUAGUGUUACUAGUGAUUAUAAGAAUAAUACGAUUCAUUUAAAAAAUACAGAAAUAUAUAUAAAUAAUAAAAAUAAUGAUAUUAAAAAUAAAGACAAUGGUGAAAUAGAUAAUUAUUGUGAUGGUAUUACAAAUAAUAUUAAUAAAAAUAGUUCUAAUAAUAAUGAUACUACUAAUAAUAAUGAAAAUGUAUUUUUAGAGGAAAUAAAAGAAAAAUUAAAUAAAGAAAUUGAAAUAUAUGACAACAAUCAAACAAAAAAUGAAGAAGUAGAUAAAAAGAAAAAUAUUAAUACAAUAGACAAUAUAUAUAAAUUUUUGAAAAAUAACAUUUUUAUUCCUAAUAACAACAUUUACACUGAUUUUGUUGAAAAUGGAAAUGAUAUUUUUUUAAAUAAAAUUAAAAAAAGUGAUAAGAAUGCUUAUUUUAAAUUAAUAGAAAAAUUUGAUCGUAUGUAUAAUAUAAUAAAUGAAUUUAAAAAUAAUAUAAAGAAUAGCAAAAUGCAAGAUGAUAAUUUAAAUAAUGAUAAAGAAAACAUACAAAAAAACAAAAAAAAAAAAAAUGAUUUCAAUGAAUAUGAAUUUAAAGUUAAUAAUCAGACUAAAAGAUGUUUAAGAAAUUGUAAUUGUAAAAAAAAUAAAAAAAGUAAAAGAAGUAAAAGAAUAAAGAAAAUUGAAAUAUCAAAAAAUAAAAAAAUUAAAUUAGAAGACAAAAAAAAAAAAAAUUAA